AUGACGACUCCAUCCACUGACUGUAAAGCUCGAUCAGACUGCCGAGAGCAUCUGCGGCCCAAAGGCUCAAAGGUACCGGUAAAUGUCCAUUCGGUAGAGAUCUCUCAAAGAAAGAAGCAUACAUUCAAUAACCUUGAUCCUUCAACUUGUGCUUCUCUCAAGCUCACCGUCCUCAACCCCACCGGUCGCGUCUGGACAAUGGUCGCAGCGUCCAUCAUCUACAACGAUACCAUCGCAGCAGCCGGUUUCGCACAUGAACUCGCCAAAUAUGAUCCUCCUGGUAUCGCAAACUUCACCAAUGCAGUUCCAACCUUCAAGGGCAUUAUCCAGGCAUUUACAUCCUACAACCUCAACUCAGUGCACACAAUGCCAAGAUCUAUGUCCGUCAUAGCGGUCCCAACUGGCAAGCAGGUCUUAAAGCCAUCCGUCUACUUGACGAACCCCUCGGCAUCCCCAUCCGUGUCUUCGGCCCCGAUACCCAUAUCACCGAAAAUCAUGCCCAUUGCCCUCGGCCUCAAAUCCACAACAAGCUCGACAGCACUCACAAGCAUCCCCGCUGUCGCACCCGGCAUCCCCAAGAUCUCACCCGCAGCUCCCGAGCCCGGGGCCAGCAAUGUGGGAACCAUCCAUGCAGACGGCCCAACGAUGUUGUCGUCCGCUUCGAUUCCUGCCGACGGUACCAAGGGCUCCAGGCCCACAUACAGGCCCUUCAACGAAGACACCCGAAGCUUCAUCUAUGCGCGCCCGUCCGAGUUUGGCAGCUAUGAUUUACCCCUUUGGUGGACACACAUCCAGAAAUUCUACUGGGGCACACGCGACACUCUUCUCCCUGUAUACACCUCUCUUGAAGAAGCUGUCGAGAAGCACCCCGACGUCGAUCUAGUCAUCAACUUUGCGUCCAGCAGAAGUGUGUAUAGCAGUACAAUGGAAUGUUUGGGCUAUGAGAGUAUCAAGACCAUUGCAUUGAUCGCCGAGAGUGUGCCAGAACGCCAGGCAAGGGAGAUUCUGUGGAAGGCAAAGGAGAAGGGCGUGUUUAUUAUCGUCCCUGCUACUGUUGGUGAGAUCAAACCUGGUUGCUUCAGGAUCGGCAAUUCUGGAGGCGUGAUGGACAACAUCGUCGCCUUCAAGCUCUACCGCCCCGGCAGCAUCAGUUACAUCUCCAAUCCGGAGGAAUGUCCAACGAACUCAACAACAUUCACAGCCUCGUCACAAACGGCACCUACAAAGCUGACUUCGGAUGAAAAAUGCUCGUCCUCUGGUCAAGUCGGCGGUGUCGAAGAAUACCAUGUCAUCGAAGCUGUCAAAUCUGGCAAGAUCAAGAAACCCAUUGUUGCAUGGGCGAUCAGGACCUGCGCAAGCAUGUUCACCACCGAGGUGCAGUUCAGACACGCAGGGAGUAUGGCCCACAGUGAUAGCGGGACUGCUGCUGCUAAGAACAGGGCUACAUACGAGGUAGGCUUCAUCGUGCCCGCUACCUUCGAGGAGGUCCCUGCUGUUCUGAAAAGCACACACGAGGCCCUUGUCGCGCAGGGCGUUAUCAUCCCCACUAAAGAAGUCGAGCUGCCUGUGAUUCCCAUGCAUUAUAAAUGGGCGCUAGUUCGUUGA
Molecule: messenger RNA, 1605 nt
Organism: Suillus subalutaceus
Lineage: Eukaryota; Fungi; Basidiomycota; Agaricomycetes; Boletales; Suillaceae
Exons: 8
Coding region: 1-1605 (534 amino acids)
Biological process (GO): acetyl-CoA biosynthetic process; tricarboxylic acid cycle; fatty acid biosynthetic process
Cellular component (GO): cytosol
Molecular function (GO): ATP citrate synthase activity
Source: RefSeq, a predicted model, not a curated record